This is a messenger RNA of Theobroma umbraticum, 1051 nucleotides long. RefSeq names its product protein LURP-one-related 5-like. The record is from RefSeq and is a predicted model, not a curated record. Lineage: Eukaryota; Viridiplantae; Streptophyta; Magnoliopsida; Malvales; Malvaceae.
CCACCACAAUCAACUUAAAUUAAAUACUAAAUUAGGAAAAAAAGCCAUAAGGCUCUAAGCCACAAACGUCAACCUACUUCUACCUGCUUUCCUCUACCAAUUUCUCUCUGUCUUUUUCCUAUAUCUGCUUUGUUAUAUCGCACGAUGUAUCUCUUUUUUUUCAGGUGAUAACCAUGGCAAGAGCCGUGCUCGUGGAUGACAGGUUCUGUUUUGAAGAGGAAACCCACCUAACAGUCCACAAGACGUCUGUGUUUUUUCCAGGAGAUGGCUUCGUUGUAUACAACCCUAAAGGAGAAUUGAUCUUUAGGUACGAUUCUUACUAUGGCCCUGAUUCACAAGCCAAAGAUGAGCUAGUUCUCAUGGAAGCAACCGGCAAGUGCCUCCUCACCCUUAUUCGAAAGAAGCCAAGUCUCCAUCAAAGGUGGGAAGGCUUAUUAGGCGAGAAAAUGGAAAACGAAAACCCAUUUUUUUGCGUUCGUCGAUCAUCCAUCAUCGGACGGUCGAGCGUGGUGGUGGGCGUAUACGGUGAUCCAGGCAAGGAGUACCAGAUAGAGGGUUCUUUUCCCCAGCGUUGCUGUACAAUCUACAGCACUUGUUUGGAGAGCUCAUCGAAGGAAACGAUGGCUGAGAUCAAAAGAAAAGUGGACCCAUCAACUGAUUUAAUGUUGGGUAAAGAUGUGUUUUUGCUUCGUCUUCGGCCAGGGUUUGACGGUGCAUUUGCAAUGGGAUUGGUGCUAAUUCUUGAUCAAAUGUUUGCGGACACUUAUCUUGAUGAUGAAAAGAUGGAUCCGGUUGCAGAGGAUUCUUUCUCUUGACUAAGCCUUUUUUUUAUAAUAGUUUUUAAUUUUAGUCAAUUCAUUUUCUCAUUGACUGUUUUUGUUUUUUGAUGUUUUGUUUUAUUCCACUUUUGAGUGUGCAUAGAAGAAGGAAAUUAAAUGCCUUUUAAUGAGUUUUGCCGGUUGGUACAGUUACCAUAUUUUGUUUCUUGUACUGAUCUGUUUCGAGGCGGAGGGACAUUUUAUUUUCAUGUACACUCAGUUAGAUAUUGCAU